Nannospalax galili (Upper Galilee mountains blind mole rat) is the source of this 2025-nucleotide messenger RNA. It is a transcript of the gene Hmgcs2, whose product is annotated as 3-hydroxy-3-methylglutaryl-CoA synthase 2. The transcript is spliced from 10 exons. Gene Ontology annotation, biological process: acetyl-CoA metabolic process. Gene Ontology annotation, cellular component: mitochondrion. The record is from RefSeq and is a predicted model, not a curated record. Gene Ontology annotation, molecular function: hydroxymethylglutaryl-CoA synthase activity. NCBI's taxonomy places the organism in Eukaryota, Metazoa, Chordata, Mammalia, Rodentia, Spalacidae. The coding region runs from base 55 to 1581 and encodes 508 amino acids.
GGGCAUCUCUCCCAAGGCCUGUGGACUCCUGGCUUUCUGAUCGCUACUCCAAACAUGCAGCGGCUGUUGGCUCCAGCGAGGCGGGUUCUGCAAAUGAAAAAAGUGAGGCAGGCAGCUUCUCUCACACCUGCUCACCUGCUCCCAGCAGUCCAGCAGAGGUUUUCUACAAUCCCUCCGGCCCCCCUGGCCAAAACAGACACUUGGCCCAAAGAUGUGGGCAUCCUUGCCCUGGAGGUCUACUUUCCAGCCCAAUAUGUGGACCAAACUGACCUGGAGAAGUACAACAACGUGGAAGCAGGGAAGUAUACAGUGGGCUUGGGCCAGACCCGAAUGGGCUUCUGUUCAGUCCAGGAGGACAUCAACUCCCUGUGCCUGACCGUGGUACAACGGCUGAUGGAGCGCACCAAGCUGCCGUGGGAUGCUGUGGGUCGACUGGAAGUGGGCACCGAGACCAUCAUUGACAAGUCCAAGGCUGUUAAAACAGUACUCAUGGAACUCUUCCAGGAUUCCGGCAACACGGACAUCGAGGGCAUAGAUACCACCAAUGCCUGCUACGGAGGCACUGCCUCCCUCUUCAAUGCUGCCAACUGGAUGGAGUCCAGCUACUGGGAUGGUCGCUAUGCUCUGGUGGUCUGUGGUGACAUUGCAGUCUACCCAAAUGGUAAUGCCCGCCCCACAGGUGGUGCAGGUGCUGUGGCAAUGCUGAUUGGACCCAAGGCCCCUCUAGCCCUGGAACGAGGGCUGAGGGGGACCCACAUGGAGAAUGCAUAUGACUUCUACAAACCAAACUUGGCCUCAGAGUACCCGCUGGUUGAUGGGAAGAUGUCCAUCCAGUGCUACUUCCGGGCCUUGGAUCGAUGCUAUUCGGCCUAUCGCAAGAAAAUCCAGAAUCAGUGGAAGCAAGCUGGAAACAACCAGCCUUUCACCCUCAAUGAUGUACAGUAUAUGAUCUUUCAUACACCCUUUUGCAAGAUGGUCCAGAAAUCUCUGGCUCGCCUGGUGUUCAAUGACUUCUUGUCAUCCAGCAGUGACACACAGAACAAUUUAUACAAGGAGCUGGAGGCCUUCAAGGGUCUAAAGCUGGAAGACACCUACACCAACAAGGAUGUGGAUAAAGCUCUUCUAAAGGCCUCCUUGGACACAUUUAACAAGAAAACCAAGGCCUCGCUUUACCUCUCCACAAACAAUGGCAACAUGUACACCUCAUCGUUGUACGGGUGCCUGGCCUCGCUUCUCUCCCACCACUCUGCCCAAGAAUUGGCUGGUUCCAGGAUUGGUGCCUUCUCCUAUGGCUCUGGCUUAGCAGCAAGUUUCUUUUCAUUUCGAGUGUCCCAGGACGCUUCUCCAGGCUCCCCUCUGGAGAAUCUAGUGUCUAGUGUGUCAGAUCUGCCCAAACGUCUAGACUCGCGGAGGCGCAUGUCUCCUGAGGAAUUCACAGAAAUAAUGAACCAAAGAGAGCAAUUCUUCCACAAGGUGAACUUCUCACCACCUGGUGACACCAGCAGUCUCUUCCCAGGCACUUGGUAUCUUGAACGGGUGGAUGAGAUGUACCGCCGGAAGUAUGCCCGCCGUCCCAUCUAAAGGUGAUCCAUGUACACUUCUUGAGGAGAGUAUCUGAACAGACCCUCUGCCCAGAUAGAUGUUUAAAUUCCACCCAUUGCUGGUAAAUGAAUUGACAUAGAAGCCCCCAUAAGAUCGGUCUUGCGUUGACGCCCACCUCCCCUCAGUGUGACCUUCACGACGCUGCUGGAGGCUGCAGUCACUGCCGUGGGUUCAUGGUGCUGUGGAUCAGGGCUCCAUGUGAGGUGGGGUAUGGAGGAAAGGAGAAUCGCUGACUUCCAGGGAUGCAGAUGAGCCGUCUCUUUCCAGAUCCAGAUAAACCUAUUAUUCAUUCAUUACGGCUUAUUAUUAGCAGACUUCUGUACUGUUAUAUUUUAUGCUCAUUUCUUGAAAGUUUCCUGAGAAUUUCUAAAUUUUGUACCUUGUUCUAAGUGCAUAUGUGGCAAUUAAAAUGAGAGGAAGAAA